Anthostomella pinea is the source of this 540-nucleotide messenger RNA. Lineage: Eukaryota; Fungi; Ascomycota; Sordariomycetes; Xylariales; Xylariaceae. The record is from the annotation of a GenBank genome assembly.
AUGGCUGAGAAGUCCACCAAGCACCGACACCCAAUGCAGGAACCCGACUCGAUGGUACCACCGCGCCCGAUGACGCUUAACAACAUCGUCUUCCUUGGACGCAAGAAAGUAGGCAUACCACGAAUUCUUCGUGGAGUUGGCCAACCUAAUACCUCAGCCGAUUACACGCCUUCACUGGACACUUAUCAUUACCGAGAAUCUCGUUCCGCGCGGGAUUAUGUUUUGGUCGAUGCGGGUGGAGUCAACGAAGAAGAAGCGCAGAGGCAGAUGGAGGUAGCCAAAGGCCUCGUGGUGGUGUACGACCCGUCCGACACGGAAAGCAAAUCAUAUGUCGAAAGCAUCACCAAGCUUGCUGCAGGAAAACCUGGCUUGUUGGUUGCUCCGAAGGUCGACGAGGAUUGGCGUGUCUUAGCCACAUCACAGGAGUGGGACAUAGGAAGAGAGGAAGAGGUGGACACCAAGUUGGGAUACUUGGCUAAUAGGUUGGCUCAUCGAUCCCGUUAUUCGAGUCCUUUCGACUCAUAUGUUGUUGCUGUUUGA